AUGGCGUCAGCUGAGCCGCAGGAGCACGAUGGUCGCGACCUUGCCGAGGGGCUGCGGUUCCGAAGCCCUCUGUUCAACCGCCUUAUGGAGUAUUUAAUAGGUGUGGACACUUACCGCCAGCGGCGUGCGAGUAGGAGGCCUAACGACGCCGAGUUGGUGAUGGACUUCGUUGUCCUACACCCGAUGAAGGCCCUCACCUUCCUCAAGGGCUCCCUCAUCUGCGGCGUCCUUAUGAACAUGCUCCUGUACUUCCCCGACGAAGCAGGGUUGGGACUAGUUGAGACCAACAGCGAAGUUGGCGAUGCGACCGUGUGGUGGUGGCUGAAGUUCAACAAGGUGCUGCAGCUGGCGCAGAUCCCCUGCAGGGCAUUGAUGCUGUACCUUAUGUCCCGUAUAUGGGGGCGUAGCAAUCAGGAGAUUAUGUACUGCAUGUCCGUUCUUACAAGCUCGCGGUUGUGGAACUGGGGCAGGCGGAUGAGCAAUCUCACCUACGCCUCGUACGCCCUUGCUUUUCUUGCAUCCAGACACCCCGGCGUGCAAAACCAUGCGUUAUUGAACGGCAUAAUGGUAUACGUCUUCUCCAUCAUUACGAUGCGCGUGGCGUUCACCUUCGCAAUCUUCUACCACUGCUUCCCCCCCACCCCAACCAGGAACACACGCAAGCCUGCCAGCAAGGCGGAAGUUGAUAAGCUGCCCGUCAUUCUCUACCGGGAUAUGAAGGAGGACAACGCGACCGUCUGCAGGAUCUGCCUGGAGGACCUCCAGCCUGAGGACCGGUUGCGUAUGCUCCGCUGUAAGCACAGUUACCAUGUCGGCUGCAUAGAUGCGUGGCUGGCGCACAGCAACAAAUGUCCGUGGUGCAUGUCCACCGUAAACUGA
This is a messenger RNA of Babesia ovata, 879 nucleotides long. Its product is annotated as zinc C3HC4 type domain containing protein. NCBI's taxonomy places the organism in Eukaryota, Apicomplexa, Aconoidasida, Piroplasmida, Babesiidae. The transcript has 2 exons. Gene Ontology annotation, cellular component: nucleoplasm; cytoplasm. The record is from RefSeq and is a predicted model, not a curated record. The coding region runs from base 1 to 879 and encodes 292 amino acids.